Molecule: messenger RNA, 440 nt
Organism: Anopheles cruzii
Lineage: Eukaryota; Metazoa; Arthropoda; Insecta; Diptera; Culicidae
Product: COP9 signalosome complex subunit 9
Exons: 3
Coding region: 185-370 (61 amino acids)
Biological process (GO): negative regulation of protein neddylation
Source: RefSeq, a predicted model, not a curated record
CGUACAAUAACAUUGCGCCGCGUGAACCGAGAGGAACCCGGGUUGGAGAAGAAACGCAGAUUUGGCCGUACGAUUCUUACGCUUUUCACCGGAUCAGUUGCCACUGACUCUUGCGGUGAAGCAGCAGAAGUGUUUGGGCAAAGUUACAACGAACGGCGCAAGUACGGGCGACCAAAGCAGCAACAUGAAACCGAACGUAGUGGCGGAUGAAAUGUUUCCGGAAGGUCCCGGCCCUUUCAUGGACCUGGAAGAGGCCGGGGGAUCCACAGGGUUGCUGAUGGAUUUGGCUGCCAACGAGAAGGACGUUCAUGCCGACUUUUUCAACGAUUUUGAAGAUCUCUUCGACGAAGAUGAGGAUGCACAGGUGUAACGUAGGGGCGUUCCUUAGUAAUCGUUACAUUGAAGACUAAAACGAAAAUAAACAAGAUCUGGUGAAUGUA